Aureobasidium vineae is the source of this 510-nucleotide messenger RNA. The record is from the annotation of a GenBank genome assembly. Lineage: Eukaryota; Fungi; Ascomycota; Dothideomycetes; Dothideales; Saccotheciaceae.
AUGCCAUCACCAGAAUUGAACCACGCCAUCAACCACACCACAUUAUCACGGCUCCAGAGUCUUGUGAGAAGGCUCUGUGACGCGUCACCCACAGCGCGAGCUCUAGUCGAACAAGAGCUUCUGGCUUCCUCCUCGGCAACCAAUGUCGUUGAUCUCACAACCGAGGAGCCACAACAGACAUACCAGCAGAUUGUUAGCAGUGAGAGUGCANAAAGACAACGCUAUGCCAUGUGCGAGCACUGCAAGGAAGAAUUCAAUGUUACUGACAAUGGAGAAGAUAGUUGUCGAUACCAUGAGGGUAGUCUCGAAGUCGAUGAUGACGGCGACUUUUGGGCUGAUUGGGACGAAGACUGCCAUGGCACUAUCGACUUGGAUCUUGCAGAUGAGUAUCCCGAAGGCUUCAAAUGGACAUGUUGCGAUAAUACUGGAGAUGAGGAAGGAUGUACGACUGGUCCGCAUAUGGUUGAUGGGAGGUACAAACCCGAGGAGGUUAAGAGGAGGAGAGUGUAG